AUGUCACCACUACCGAUGCGCUGGGCCUCUCCCGUGAGGGAGAGAGGUGCAGCUGUGCCCAGUGUGGCAGCUGUGCCCGGUGUGGCAGCGGUGCCUGGUGUGGCAGUGCGAUCGUUCUCACCCACCAGACAGAUGCUGAGGCAUGCGUCGCCACUGCAUGUCCCAAGGGGGAUUGUCUUCCCUGGCGCCAUGCCGGCAAUGCGACCGCCUCUACUUCCAGACCCGAUGAAGGCCCAAGCUGUUCCAGUUGACGACUGGCAAAAGAGGAGACAAUUUACUCGGACUGUGUCACCAGCCCGGUCACCACUGAGACGAGCGCCUGCAAACCAGGGCACACCCUUCAUGCGAGUUGGCAGUCCAAAGCCAGCACAGCGAUGGGUCUUUUCGCAUCAGCCCGUGACCGUGGCGGUGCAUUUGACUCACAAGAGGCCAUCCACAGGCAGUGGCGGUAGCCAGGGCAGUGCCGCGCAUCCUCCGGAAAUGAAGAUGGAGCGUCGUAACUCCGAAGGGAAGGCCUGGUGGAUCAGGUAUUUGCAGCUAGCCGUCUUGUUGGGCCAAAGCUUGGCCCGGCAGAAGAUUGGCCUGGUCUUCGGAGGGGGAAAGGUUGGCUUGAUGGGUGCUGUAGCAGAUGCUGUCCUUGCAAUGAAGGGCGAAGUGAUCGGUGUGAUUCCUAGGAGCAUGGUGGACUUAGAGAUUGCUCAUGAGGGUUGCACCUCCUUGCGAGUUGUGGAGACCAUGCAUGAGAGGAUGCGUGGCGGCGAAAUGCGGAAGGCGCUGAUGGCGGAGCUGUCCGAUGCUUUCAUCGCGCUGCCGGGCGGCUGGGGCACACUGGAGGAGAUAGCAGAGGUCACGACCUGGACACAGUUGAACAUUCAUCUGAAGCCGGUGGGGUUGUUGAACCAAUUCGCCUACUGGGACCAUCUUCUGCAAUGGACAGAAACAUCCCGUGACGAAGGAUUCAUGACGUCUACAUCUCAGAAGAUCCUUUGCGUUGCGGAGGACCCUGAAGAACUCAUACAGGCUUUGGCGAUGGUUCAACUGCCUGACUUAGCGGACAAGAUCAGCUGCACCCGCGUUGCGCCAAAGAUGCCUUCUGGUGCAGAUGUCGCGGAAUCGGAAGCUGAUGUGAAAAGCGCUGAUGCUGAUGUGAAAACGGGCGUGCUGUUGUGCUGCUUGUGGGGAUAA
Cladocopium goreaui is the source of this 1185-nucleotide messenger RNA. The record is from the annotation of a GenBank genome assembly. NCBI's taxonomy places the organism in Eukaryota, Dinophyceae, Suessiales, Symbiodiniaceae.